GCAGGCUGACAGCGCUACGGGUAGGAGUGUUCAAGCAGAGCCCGACGCCAGGGGGGGAUGGGGUGAGGCGCCCCCUCCUGGCAGCCCAAGAGCUCAGGCCCCGCCCUCCACCCGCCCCCACCCCCGCCCCCACCCCCGCCGCACCACUUCCGGCAGGCGCUGCGUUGCUGGGGGGCGCGGGCGAGGAUGGCGGCGGAGAACGAGGCCAGUCAGGAGAGCGCCCUGGGCGCCUACUCGCCCGUGGACUACAUGAGCAUCACCAGCUUCCCGAGGCUGCCGGAGGACGAGCCGGCGCCCGCGGCCCCUCUGAGGGGCCGCAAGGACGAGGACGCCUUCCUGGGAGACCCCGAUACCGACCCGGACUCCUUCCUGAAGUCAGCAAGGCUGCAGCGGCUGCCAUCCACGUCGUCGGAGAUGGGCAGCCAGGACGGGUCCCCACUGCGGGAGACGCGCAAGGACCCUUUCUCUGCGGCAGCGGCCGAGUGCUCCUGCCGCCAGGAUGGACUUACAGUCAUUGUCACAGCCUGCCUCACUUUUGCCACGGGAGUCACUGUGGCGCUGGUCAUGCAGAUUUACUUCGGAGACCCUCAGAUCUUUCACCAGGGUGCCGUGGUCACUGAUGCCGCCCAUUGCACAUCGCUGGGCAUCGAGGUGCUCAGUAAACAGGGAUCUUCUGUGGAUGCCGCUGUGGCAGCAGCCUUGUGUUUGGGGAUCGUGGCUCCACACAGUUCUGGCCUAGGCGGUGGGGGCGUAAUGCUGGUCCACGACAUCAGAAGAAAUGAGAGCCACCUAAUUGAUUUCCGGGAGUCUGCACCAGGGGCCCUCAGGGAAGAGGCCCUGCAGAGAUCCUGGGAAACCAAGCCUGGGCUCUUGGUGGGGGUCCCCGGAAUGGUGAAGGGGCUACAUGAAGCUCACCAGCUCUAUGGCAGGCUGCCAUGGUCCCAAGUCCUGGCUUUCGCAGCAGCUGUGGCCCAAGAUGGCUUCAACGUGACCCAUGAUCUAGCCCGUGCCCUGGCUGAACAGCCUCCGCCCAAUGCAUCUGAGCGUUUCCGUGAGACAUUCCUGCCAUUGGGCCACCCGCCACUACCGGGCUCACUGCUGCGUCGGCCUGACCUGGCCGCAGUGCUGGAUGUGCUGGGCACCUCCGGCCCCGCCGCCUUCUACGCAGGAGGCAAUCUCACACUGGAGAUGGUGGCCGAGGCCCAGCACGCAGGGGGUGUCAUAACUGAGGACGACUUCAGCAACUACAGUGCUCUCGUGGAGAAUCCCGUGUGUGGCGUGUACAGAGGCCACCUGGUUCUCAGUCCCCCACCCCCGCAUACGGGUCCUGCCCUCAUCAGUGCUCUCAACAUCCUUGAAGGCUUCAAUCUCACCACGCUGGUGUCCCGGGAACAGGCUCUUCACUGGGUGGCAGAGACCCUGAAGAUCGCUUUAGCCCUGGCCAGCAGACUGGGAGAUCCUGUCUACGAUUCUACCAUCACUGAGAGCAUGGAUGACAUGCUCAGCAAGGUAGAAGCCGCCUACCUCCGGGGCCACAUCAAUGACUCCCAGGCGGCCCCUGCCCCACUUCUGCCCGUCUACGAGUUGGAUGGGGCUCCCACAGCUGCUCAGGUGUUGAUCAUGGGCCCUGACGACUUCAUUGUGGCCAUGGUCAGCUCCCUGAACCGCCCUUUUGGCAGUGGCCUCAUCACCCCCUCGGGGAUCCUGCUCAACAGCCAGAUGCUAGACUUCUCGUGGCCCAACAGGACUGCUAACCACUCUGCACCCAGCCUGGAGAAUUCGGUGCAGCCAGGGAAACGACCACUGUCUUUCCUGCUGCCCACCGUGGUCCGGCCAGCGGAGGGGCUCUGUGGGACCUACCUCGCCCUGGGGGCCAAUGGAGCUGCCCGGGGCCUCAGCGGACUGACCCAGGUUUUACUGAAUGUUCUGACCUUGAACCGGAACCUGAGUGACAGCCUGGCCCAUGGCCGUCUGCAUCCAGACCUGCAGUCCAACCUCCUGCAGGUGGACAGUGAGUUCACAGAGGAAGAGAUUGAGUUCCUGGAAGCCAGGGGUCACCAUGUGGAGAAAGUAGAUGUCUUAUCCUGGGUCCAUGGCAGCCGGAGAACCAACAACUUCAUCAUUGGUGUGAAGGACCCUCGGAGCCCAGACGCAGCUGGAGCCACCAUCCUGUAGAGCAGCGGGGUGGGGCGGGGGUCUCUGUUCCCCCGCUUUGCAUGUUCCUAGAGUCCCUCCUUCUCCCAGGUUUGGUCUCAGGGGGACCCCAGGGAUGCCCUAGAUCAUGGGCCAGAGGGGAUACUUAACAAACCCUAUCCCAGAGUAACUGGAAAAUUCUCUAACCAGAAGCCUGUGGUGGUGGUGAUGGUGGUGGUGGUGGUGGUGAAUGUCCAUGUCCACAACCAGGCAGACAGUUCCUUGAGGAGUCAGGCUGUCUGUCUGUCUCCUUUCCCUCAGCCAUGCGGCCCUGAGCUUAGGGAUGUGCUUGCAAACCCUUCUCAAGGGUCCUCACAACCCCAACAUCUCCAGUCUGGCCUGACCUGGACCUUGUCUUCCAGCUCCCUUCUCCUGUCCCCAGCCUCAUUUCUUAAAUGACUAGGAUUUUUUUAAUGGACCAUCCUGGGGAGGGGGUGCUCCUCUCUUCCUCCCACCAAGUUGAAGUGGGGCCUUGCAUCUGGGGUGGGGGCAGGUUGUG
Messenger RNA from Mustela lutreola (European mink), 2692 nucleotides. RefSeq names its product gamma-glutamyltransferase 7 (gene GGT7). The coding region runs from base 187 to 2175 and encodes 662 amino acids. Gene Ontology annotation, cellular component: plasma membrane. Gene Ontology annotation, biological process: glutathione catabolic process. Gene Ontology annotation, molecular function: glutathione gamma-glutamate hydrolase. The transcript is spliced from 15 exons. NCBI's taxonomy places the organism in Eukaryota, Metazoa, Chordata, Mammalia, Carnivora, Mustelidae. The record is from RefSeq and is a predicted model, not a curated record.